AUGCCUGCGGCCGUCACACCACCCCUUUCCUUUGCUCCCCUCAAGGACACUGUCGUCUUCUCGCCCUUGAAGCUCGGCAAGCUGAACUUGAAGCACCGCAUUGUGCAGGCCCCCAAUACCCGCAUGAGGAGCGACAUUGAGUCCCGUGGAGUCUAUGUCCCUGGUCCUCGGGUAGCCAAAUACUACAGCGACCGCUCCAGUGAUGGUGGACUCCAGAUCACUGAAGCAACCGACAUUUGCCUCAAUGCUAGCGCUUAUCCUGGUGUCCCUGGUGUCUUCACCGACUCUCAAUUACAAGGAUGGAAGAAGGUAACUGACGCCGUCCAUGCCAAGGGUGGCCAUAUCUUCACUCAGUUGUGGCACACUGGCCGAGCAUCUUGCAGUGCUCAACGCGGUGGUGAGAGGGCUGUCUCUUCUGGUGAACAGCCCAUGCCUGGCACAUACCUCGAUGGUACUGAGACCAAGGACGACCCUCCCCGUGCUUUAACAGUGGAUGAGAUCCACAGCAUCACUGCCGAGUGGGCCGAGGCCGCAAAGCGAGCCGUAAAUGUCGCUGGAUUUGACGGUAUCGAGAUUCAUGGCGCAAACGGUUACCUUCUUGAGCAGUUCCUACACGACAACAUCAACACCCGGACCGACGAGUAUGGUGGCUCCAUCGAGAACCGCUGCAGAUUCCUCCUUGAGGUUCUCAAGGCUUGCACUGAUGCCAUCGGCGCGGACAAGGUCGGCCUUCGACUGUCACCAUACAACUAUUUCCAGGGCACCAGGGACAGCAAUCCUAAUGCUCACUGGUCUUAUCUUUGCGGCGAAAUUGCUAGCCUUCGUGACCAACAAAAGCCUGUUUACGUACACAUGAUCGAGCCCCGCUUCGAUGAGGUUCUCGACGAGCAGCAGAAGCUCGCUGCCCUUGCUAAUGGCAAGUCGAGAGAUCUCCAGGCCGUUGAUGGUAUAGCUCUUGAAGCUGGCAAGCAGGCCAACUCACUUAACAUCUUCCGCAACAUCCUCCAGCCUUCCGGAAUUCUCUUCCUGGCUUGUGGUAACUUUAACCGUGAUAACGCUCCCAAUAAGAUCAAGAGCCAAGAGGCCGAUCUUGUCGCCAUGGGCAGACAUUUCAUCGCUAACCCCGAUUUGGCUGAUCGUCUACAAAACGGAUGGCCUCUUAACCCUUACGACCGUACCACAUUCUACGGUGCUGACCCACCGGAGAAGGGUUACAACGACUACCCCUUCUAUAAGGCUGGCCAAGAAGUGGAGAGCAAGGCAUGA
Molecule: messenger RNA, 1266 nt
Organism: Fusarium sp. VM40
Lineage: Eukaryota; Fungi; Ascomycota; Sordariomycetes; Hypocreales; Nectriaceae
Source: the annotation of a GenBank genome assembly